This is a messenger RNA of Angiostrongylus costaricensis, 813 nucleotides long. The record is from the annotation of a GenBank genome assembly. Lineage: Eukaryota; Metazoa; Nematoda; Chromadorea; Rhabditida; Metastrongylidae.
AUGUCCAUCAGUACAUCACUAAGCCGAAGUAAACUAGUUAGGGCUAAAGGCACGAAAUUCGAAUACGCUUUGGAAUACUUUGAUCUUGUGUUGUGGUCCCUUCGCGAGUGUAUUGGCCGCUUGCACUUGGGUUAUAAGUGUGACCCGCGGUUAGGAGUCUCGGUCUCACAACCGCAAGCCGAGAGGUAUCUACUAACUGGGAAGCAUGGUGGAGAUGCACUAAAGGCCAACGUGACGCUCCUUGGUGACAAUGUCAUUCAAGCGGAGGUUGCGAUACGACACCCGAAAGCCUCUGGAGGUAUGUUUAGGGCCAUCGCACAGCCAGACGUCCAGUGGAAAUUGCAACAGCUGCAGGACUUAGGAAAUCAUAUAACCCGGGCGUCGAAAUUGUUAUUCGAAGCGGAUCGACGAUUAUUCGAGCUCUCUCAAUCUGAGCAAUUCACCCUGGAAUCUGGUGAACUGGUGUUGUCUGCAGCGAAAGCCGCUAGAACAGAAAUCUCUGCUGCUCGAAAUGCCAUUGUCUUGCCAAGAAGGAAAUCGUUGCUGGAAUUGAGUCAAUUUCCGCCUACACGUCGGUUUAAUCCUGCCCUACCACAAGAUCAACUCCUUUCUUUUUACAUAUCUAGCUGCAGACUUGUCUGCGCCUCAUAUCAUAUGACCCCAAAGCAAUCAGCACUGCAGGGACUUUCCAUGACGAUAACAAUAGCAGAGUGUCAUUUGCCAUAUUUAGAGGAAGUGUUGCAGCAACUCGAUUUGGCCAUGACACAGUUUGAGAAGCUUAUAGGAAACAUGGAGAUGUGCCAACCUCGGUAA